Molecule: messenger RNA, 1157 nt
Organism: Asparagus officinalis (garden asparagus)
Lineage: Eukaryota; Viridiplantae; Streptophyta; Magnoliopsida; Asparagales; Asparagaceae
Product: patatin-like protein 3
Exons: 2
Coding region: 1-873 (290 amino acids)
Biological process (GO): lipid metabolic process
Source: RefSeq, a predicted model, not a curated record
AUGGCUUCCUUAGUGACAGAGGUUGGGACAUGGACAACUCAGGCUAGCGAGUAUUCUCGCAUCCUACCGAAUCCGAAAUUCACUCUCCUCAAAGGCUCGCCCACAGGACUCACCGUCCUGCCUCAAAAGGUGCCCUUACAGCCCGGCCCUCCUCCGGCAGAGUCCGCAUUCUCUCGCCAUCGACUCGCGGCCCGCGGACGGCGGAGAGCCUCGCCGCCCUCCUCCUCUCGCGCCUCGAAACCGCUCCUCAAGAAACAGUCGCUCGAUCCCUCGCGCCGUCCGUGCGCCGACUACUUCGACGUCGCCGCCGGUUCAGGAGCCGGCGGCGUCCUCGCCGCCAUGCUUUUCACCCGGGGCCAGGACGGCCGCCCUCUCUUCACCGCCGAGGAGUCCUUCAAAUUCCUAGCCAAAAACCGAAAGAUGUUUCAGAGAAGCGGGAGAUUUCGCAAGCUGUUCGGCUCGUCGAAAUCAAGCAGCAAGUUCAAGAAGCUGUUCGGGGACGCGUGCCUUAGGCAGGAUUCUAUAAAGCCGUUGCUGGUCUCGUGCUUCGAUCUGUUGACGGGGUCGGCGUUCAUGUUCUCGAGGUCCGACGCCGUGGAGUCCGACGGCUUUAACUUCCUCAUCAAGGACGUCUGCGCCGCGACCUGCGCCGAUCGGGCGACGGAGGUGGAGUCGGUGGACGGAAGGACUGGGAUCAAGGCGAUGGGAGGGGGGGUUGGGAUGGGGAAUCCGACGGCGGCUGCAAUCACGCACGUGCUUAACAACAAGAGGGAGUUCCCCUUCGCCGACGGGGCGGAGGACCUGUUGGUGGUGUCCCUGGGGAGCUCGGAGGCGCUGAAAAUCGGCAGCGAAGGUUGCGAGGAUCGCCGGUGAAGGAACAAUCGAUGCGGUGGAUCAAUCAGUUGCGAUGGCGUUCGGACAGAACAGCUCAACCUACUACGUCCGGAUUCAGGCAAAUGGGAUCAUUUCGGAAACAAAAGCCGAAGCUCAGAGCCCGGCGUCCGCAGCUGAAACGGCACUGUCGCAGCGAUGCGUAGAGUCCGUCAUGUUUAAGGGGAAGAAAAUAUCGCAGCAGACCAACGGGGAAAGGAUCGAGUGGGCGUCAAGCGAGCUAAUCAAAGAACAAGACAGAAGAAAGAAAGGAGAGCGUGCGUGCG